CUUCCUCGCACAAAUUCGUGUUUAAGACAUUAUUCAUCGCUUUGGUCGUGAGAUUUCAAAUAACAAUUUUAAAGCCGUGUGUCACUAUGAAAACGAGUGAAAUUUGCGUGAUUUGCCUCCUCUUGGUGUCGAUAUUGACGAAACGCGGCUCCGGCGGAGUUGUCGAGAAAUCUCCGAAUAUUCGUCACAGUUUGUGGAAGAAAUCAAUCGACACUGUAAUUUCCGAAAAUCAUUACAUGCUUCAUGAUGACGCUGCCUUUGGCAAGAAUCGGUACUUCAAAUGGUACGGAAGUUCGCCGUUUUGUUCCAUGUCUAACGAGUGUCCGACUGGAUUGACGGAAAUCACAGUGGCGUCUUCGGCACCGGAGGUAAUCAAGGGCUUGCCGAAUUUGGCACAAGUUUUGCCAUUCGGAAAACAAUGCGUUUCCGGGCAGAAAGUACUGUGUUCCGGUUUAAUUGACCACGAAUUGGAGAGAAUAAGAUCGCCGAAUUUGGAGGCGAUCAGUGGGAGCUAUUCUUGCGUCUGGUUCGGUACCGCACCCUUUUGCGACGGCAUUUGCCCCGAGGACAUGAUUGCGCAAAUGCAAGCUACUGAUGAUCCUGAUGCUCAGACCAUCAGCACUCACAACAACUGGGGACCUUUUGGUAGUCGGUGUUGGACUGGAGUGAAAAUCCUUUGCUGCAAGCAAGCCGACACAAACGACGUGGAGGAUAAAUGAAAACAUCAUGUCCACUCUAUGCCUUUGUAUUAGCUUUUGGAAAUUUUUCACGAAUUUUUUUUUUAAGAUAGAACAAUGACCUGUGUGACCUUUCGUACUUCGACUGCAUUCUUUUCGGCGCGAUUGUAAGAAAAAGACAUGCGUGGAAAGAAUAUUCAACAUAUGCCGAAA
Molecule: messenger RNA, 890 nt
Organism: Notodromas monacha
Lineage: Eukaryota; Metazoa; Arthropoda; Ostracoda; Podocopida; Cyprididae
Source: the annotation of a GenBank genome assembly